This is a messenger RNA of Panicum hallii, 1636 nucleotides long. RefSeq lists its product as uncharacterized. Lineage: Eukaryota; Viridiplantae; Streptophyta; Magnoliopsida; Poales; Poaceae. The coding region runs from base 879 to 1364 and encodes 161 amino acids. The record is from RefSeq and is a predicted model, not a curated record. The transcript has a single exon.
GGCGGGGAGAGCAGGGGCGGCGGGAGGAGCACGCGGGGCAGCGGCGGGGAGAGCACGCGCGGCGGCGGCGGGGAGAGCAGGGGCGGCGGGAGGAGCACGGGGGGCGUGGGGAGACGAGCCGAGCGGAUUAGAGGCGUUAGAGCCCUCGGAGGCUCUAAAAUUUUCUGGGGGUCUAAUAGAGGGCCGUUCGUCUCCAGGCCUCCAAAGUUUAGAGGUUUCGCCCUAUUAGAUAGGGAAACGAACGGACCCUCAGCCAACAAUCUUUCAUCGAAAUUUCGCCCGCAGGACAUUGAAUUUUUGUGAUUCAAGUCACAGGAAAUUUGGUCGCCAGCAGGACUGUGUUCAGUUUUUUUUUUCUCAAGGUGUCCUGUACGCAAUUAACCAGUUUCUUGCUGAAGAAACAAGGGACGCUGCUUCCAGCCGUCCGAUCGUCUCCGCGCUCCAGCCAACGGCUGUACAGGCGAGACGGGAGGCCAACGGCACGCCCGCAUAGGAUCCCACCCAUCCCACAAAGAGUCAACUAGUCAAGCAACGUCUCUCUUCUCUUGCCAGCGGGCCCCCCACGCUCCCCUCCCUCCGGACCCCACCCACCAGACUAGCCGUUGUCCCCCACCUCUCGCCGCCGCCGCCGCGCCCGCGCCCCCCAACGGCCAAAUCCACCGCGCCGCCCGGCCGCACGGGCGUAUAAGUACCCACCACUCCGCCGCUCCCACUCCACCACUCCCUCGAUCUCGCUCCCCUCCCUCCCUCCCUCGAUCUCGCUCCCUCGCUCGCAGGCCACCAGCCCUCCCGCUCCCUCGGCUCCAAGCCUCCAAGGCAAGCGGCGGGCGACUCAGCGGCCCAGCGAGCGAGCGGCUAGACCGGAUCCGGCGGCAGCGAUGGCGGGGAAGUCGCACACGCACAAGGCGUUCCUGCUCUGCAACUACGUGCUCCUCGGCGCCGCCUCCAGCUGCAUCUUCCUCACGCUCUCGCUGCGCCUGCUGCCCUCCCCGUGCGGCCUGCUCCUGCUCUUCCUCCACGCGCUCACCGCCGUCUUCUCCGCCGCGGGCUGCUCGGGCUCCUUCACGGCGCCCGCCACGCCCGCCCAGUGGCACAACGCGCACACGGCGGGGGCCGCGCUCACCGCCAUCUUCCAGGGGGCCGUCGCGCUGCUCGCCUUCACCCGCACCUCCGACUUCCUCGCCGAGCUCCAGUCCUACGUCCGCGACGAGGACGGCGCCGUCAUCCUCAAGAUGGUCGGCGGGCUCGGCACCGCCAUCUUCGUCCUCGAGUGGGCCGCGCUCGCGCUCGCCUUCUCCCUCCGGCUCGACGACGAGGACGACGACGACCUCCAUGCCAAGAACUGGCAGUCCUACAACGUCUGAUACUCUGAUGCCAUCACCUGGCGUCUGGUUUCUGGUGUGGUGCUGCCACAGCACAGUUGCGAGCAACCGAGCUCAGAUAUGAAGAAGAUUCGUUGAUUCUUUGCCUUCUGUUCUAGCAUGUAUUCUUGCUGCAUUCUUUUGCACCACUAUGUACUAUUGCUGUUACCUGUCAGCUGAAAAUGUCAAAGCAUAUAUAUAUUGCUUUUGCUGCCUUUGCUACAAGUCCCAUGUAUACAUUCUUCAGGUUUCAUGCAAGCAGGUUACAAAACCCA